Messenger RNA from Capsella rubella, 1427 nucleotides. Its product is annotated as ankyrin repeat-containing protein BDA1. NCBI's taxonomy places the organism in Eukaryota, Viridiplantae, Streptophyta, Magnoliopsida, Brassicales, Brassicaceae. The record is from RefSeq and is a predicted model, not a curated record. The coding region runs from base 25 to 1383 and encodes 452 amino acids. Gene Ontology annotation, molecular function: protein binding. The transcript is spliced from 2 exons.
GGGACUCAAGAAAGGUGGAAAACAAUGGACCACAGAUUGUUUGAUGCAGCUCGUACGGGAGACAUAACAACACUCAAGUUGCUCCUUCAAGAAGAUCCUCUGCUUCUCGAGCGUCUCUCUCUUUCAUCUCCAGAGAAUCCUCUCCAUGUCUCUGCCUUCGCCGGCCAAGCCACGUUCACGGCGGAAAUCUUGCGUCACAACCAAGGUUUAGCUCUGGAGCCGAACCUACAAGGGUUUAGCCCUCUUCACAUUGCUUCAGCCUCAGGGAACAUAGAUGUUGUGAGAGUGCUCCUAAGUGUUGACUGGAAACGUGAUGUCUGCUUCUUGAAGGACAAGGACGGUUUGAUUCCUCUUCACUCCGCAGCGCAGAGAGGAAGAAUCGAGGUCAUACAAGAGUUGGUUUCGUCUUUCCCUGAAUCCCUCAAGGAAGUAACCGCUUUUCAUGAGACCCCUCUUCAUGUCGCUGUUAAGAACAAUCAAGUGGAAGCUACAAAGUUGUUGCUGGAAGAGAUCAAGAAUAGUAACAUAUCUUUGGGGAUCGUUAACCAGGAAAAUCGAGAAGGCAAUACAGUCUUGCAUCUUGCAACACUUGGGAAACAGCUUCAGAUUGUAGAGAUGUUGAUAGGUGAGGAAGCAAUAAUCCGCGGAUCGGUAGAUGUAAAUAAACAAAACAGAAGCUGGUUAACACCAAAGGAUAUUCUCGACGUGGUUAUUGAGACCGAAGGAGGAAGUGUUUCUGAAAUGUACAGAAUUGUUCAAAUCUUUCAGACAGCUGAAGCAAGGAACGCAAAGGAGAAACGUAAAGACCUUAAACCAAUUGAACGUAGUAGAAAUCCUUUUCGUAUGAUAAAGAAGUAUCUGGACUACGAGAUUAAUAACUCGACACUUGAAAAGCGAGAAACUCUAUUGGUUGUUGCAACACUCAUAGCAACACUUACAUUCACUGGAGUCCUUCAGCCUCCAGGAGCUUUCAGAGGUGAAGACUCUACUGGUGGUUCUGGCUCACAGAACAACACCACCAACAGCAACACGACCCCAAGCAUAAACAACAUUUUCGGUUCCAGGAACAGCACUGAAGGACAAGCAAUCAUGGCAGCCAGUACUGUUGACUUCACUCUCUACGCUGCCUUUAACGCGGUUGGCUUCUUCACUUCGGUUACAAUGAUCUCGCUGCUCACUAAAGGGUUCCCUCUGAGAAAUUGGAUAAGGCUUUGCAUUAUCUCAAUUGUGGCUAUUUAUCUGCUUGCUAUCGUCUAUAUAGCACCAAAUGAGAAGAUUUUUUGGCUGGUGGUUCUAGGUGUGUCGUCCAUCUUGGUUCUUCGUGAGAUUUUUCUCUUCGUCAAAUCAUUGCUUAAUGCUUUUGGGACUGCAAGGCGUCUCUAACUUUCUUCUCAAUUUAAUUCAAUAUCUUUGUUGUUGUUUCUUUA